Messenger RNA from Rubroshorea leprosula, 382 nucleotides. NCBI's taxonomy places the organism in Eukaryota, Viridiplantae, Streptophyta, Magnoliopsida, Malvales, Dipterocarpaceae. The record is from the annotation of a GenBank genome assembly.
UGAAUCAUCUAAGAAAAAAUGGGUAAAAUUCGGUUUCUCAAAUCUCUUUUUGUUUCGGUGCUUUUGCUUCUUUCUUUCUCUCGAGGAUUUGAUCGGAAAGUGAUGGAGACUGUAGAAUAUCAGGCAACUACUCAAAUGCAGGAAAUUGGAGUAAUACCAAGGACAAUGAUUGAAGUGAUGGACUAUAAAGAUCCAGAGCCAAACACUAACACCCAAACAGGGUACAUAUUCGCCCCUCCCUCGUAAAGCUAAUUGAGCUUUGUUAGCAAUCCAAACUCAAAAUAGGGUGCUGUUAUUGUUUUCUUUUUCUUUGUUUCUCUAGUCACUCAAGUGUCUCACCUUAAUUUGAAGCUCCUUUGAAUAAGAAAAUGGAUUUGAUGUU